UCUAUCAAAGAACAUUGAGAAGAAAAAAGGAAAUAGGGAUUUUGGUUUUGUGGCAACUAAAGCAGAAAUAACAAAUCCAUCACAGAAGAGAGAGAGAGAGAGAGAGAGAGAGAGAGAGGAGAUGGAAGUAGAAGGAUCAUCAAAGAAGAUGAUUGCCACACAAGAAGAGAUGGUACAAGCUAAGGUUCCAUUAGCUUACAGAGAUCAAUGUGCACAUCUUUUAAUCCCACUCAACAAAUGUAGACAAUCUGACUUUUAUCUUCCAUGGAAAUGUGAAGAUGAACGUCAUGUCUAUGAGAAGUGUGAGUAUGAACUUGUCAUGGAGAGAUUAUUGAAGAUGCAAAAGAUUCGUGAACAAGAAGACAAGAUUAAGCAGCAGAAAAAACAAGGAAUCCCUCUCAUUCCUAAUACUGCAAAUGUUUGAUCGGAUCAGGAAACCUGCGAUAUUACUGCUGCUGAAAUUGGAGAGAUCCUCAUGUGUUUGUUUGUAACCAAAAGGUUUGAAGCUGUUAGUAUUCGUACAAUGACAAUGUUCUUCUGUUUAUCAUUUGACUUCAGACUAUUUAGUUUCAUCAGUUGGAAUAAGUAAACUCAUUAGCCAGGAAUAUCAUGUUCUGGAAUCAGUUUUCUUAAAUAACAAGCUUCUAUUAAGAAUCAUGUGGUGUUUAAAAUUUGUUGUCCCAACAAUGUCUUUUGCCUCUUUGAUUGAUUUGGUUAGCUGAACCGGACUUCAGAGCCUUACCUGGAACCUUGUGAUGCUGUUUCAGUUACCAAUUGUGAAUGUCUUGUCUUUUUUUCU
Messenger RNA from Papaver somniferum (opium poppy), 799 nucleotides. Its product is annotated as NADH dehydrogenase [ubiquinone] 1 beta subcomplex subunit 7-like. The coding region runs from base 122 to 424 and encodes 100 amino acids. The transcript is spliced from 2 exons. The record is from RefSeq and is a predicted model, not a curated record. Lineage: Eukaryota; Viridiplantae; Streptophyta; Magnoliopsida; Ranunculales; Papaveraceae. Gene Ontology annotation, cellular component: mitochondrion.